Xyrauchen texanus (razorback sucker) is the source of this 3891-nucleotide messenger RNA. It is a transcript of the gene cnot4a, whose product is annotated as CCR4-NOT transcription complex, subunit 4a. Gene Ontology annotation, molecular function: metal ion binding; ubiquitin-protein transferase activity; RNA binding. Gene Ontology annotation, cellular component: CCR4-NOT complex. Gene Ontology annotation, biological process: protein ubiquitination. The record is from RefSeq and is a predicted model, not a curated record. The transcript is spliced from 13 exons. Lineage: Eukaryota; Metazoa; Chordata; Actinopteri; Cypriniformes; Catostomidae. Bases 275 to 2581 code for a protein of 768 amino acids.
UAUAUUCCCUCCUCAUUUCAAUGUAAGAUGGUGGUAAGAAUCUGCUACCUAAAUAAACAGUAAAACUGAGUAGGAAAACAUUUCAUCAAUACUGAACAUCUGUGCUGUGGAAUAGUGAUAUUGUCAAACUAUCAGAUAGGUACAUCUGAUCAGUUUAAAGGCAGAAACCCCAGACUAAACUAGAGUGAAUAUACCUUGGAGUGGAAUCCCUGCAAGCUAGUUGAACACCUUGGCUGACCAACCAGAGUCUCUCCUGAACCUGCUGUAUGAUAGGAUGUCUCGCAGUCCGGAACUGAAAGAAGAUCCAAUGGAGUGCCCACUGUGCAUGGAACCUCUGGAGAUUGACGAUGUCAACUUCUUCCCCUGCACCUGUGGCUACCAGAUCUGCCGUUUCUGCUGGCACCGUAUCCGUACAGAUGAGAAUGGCCUUUGCCCUGCCUGCAGAAAGCCUUACCCAGAAGAUCCGGCAGUAUACAAGCCACUGUCACAAGAGGAGAUCCAGAGGAUAAAGAAUGAGAAGAAGCAGAAGCAGAAUGAAAAAAAGCAGAAAGUGACAGAGAACCGCAAGCACCUAGCCAGCGUCCGCGUGGUGCAGCGGAACCUGGUGUUUGUAGUGGGCCUGUCUCAAAGGCUUGCGGAUGCAGAGGUUCUAAAGCGUCCAGAAUAUUUUGGAAAGUUCGGCAAAAUCCAUAAAGUGGUCAUCAAUAACAGCACGUCAUAUGCAGGUUCACAGGGUCCUAGUGCCAGUGCCUAUGUAACUUACAUUCGUUCCGAGGACGCCCUUAGAGCAAUACAGUGCGUAAACAAUGUCAUAGUGGAUGGUAGAACAUUAAAGGCUUCUUUAGGAACAACAAAGUACUGCAGUUAUUUUCUCAAAAGCAUGCAGUGUCCUAAACCGGACUGCAUGUAUUUACAUGAAUUGGGGGAUGAAGCGGCUAGUUUUACAAAAGAAGAGAUGCAGGCGGGGAAACAUCAAGAGUAUGAGCAAAAAUUACUCCAAGACCUUUACAAAGUGAACCCCAACUUUUUACAGACUUCAACAUGUGGAGAGAAGUCUAAAAGCAAACCCAACUCCACUCAGAGACCCAAUAGCACGAAUAAAGAAGGGUGGCCCUCAUUACAGAGCUAUGGGAAAAUGGUAAACGGUUUACCCACAGAAAAUCGCAAGUCCCCUCCUUUUUUAGACUGCUUAACAGACUCCGAUCACAUGACUCCAGAUGAACUAGACCCUGAACAGGUCACAGAUCAGAACACAGGCCUCCCACCAUUCCCCUCAGCCUUGGAGCCAACCAGUCCAAUUGACAAACCAUCAGAAACCAGAAGUUUAGGAAAUGGGGAAACUAUAUCACAGACAUCCAGUAGUGAUUCCCCAUCUCCUCCACCUGGCCUUACCAAACCCAGCCUCAUCAUACCCAUCAGUGUGGCUGAGCUCACAGCACGCUCACCAUUUGAGGGGGCGGCAGCAGAGUCUCAGUCACUUUUCUCAGACAACAGCAAUUUCAGGCAUCCCAACCCCAUCCCCAGCGGCCUGCCCUCCUUCACCAGUUCACCACAGGGAGCCUCCGACUGGCCCAUGACUCCAGAACCACAGAGCCUUUUUACCUCAGACACUAUACCUGUGUCAUCCUCCACUGACUGGCAGGCAGCCUUUGGUUUUGGCUCUUCGGCCAAGCAGCAGCAGCAAGACGAUGACCUUGGCUUUGACCCAUUUGACGUCACACGGAAGGCCUUGGCCGACCUCAUCGAGAAAGAGCUGUCAGUCCAGGAGCACUCCCCACUCUCACCCAACCCCUCUACCCACCAGACCAGCCUACCCAAUGGCCAACAGCGCCUUCCUCACUUCCAGCACAGAGGCCUUUAUAACUCGUUCAGUCUGCCCCAACACACAGCCGCACGCCACCCCUGGAUGGGCCUCCCCACCCGCAAUAACCUCACACAUUUGAACCACACAGCCGCACACAACCAUUUCUUAGACCUGAGUAUCCCGGCCCAGCACCACAGUACCGGUCUUGGGGGGAUUCCUAUAUCAGCAGAAAACAACGGCUCGAUGGAAGGCAUAAAUGUAAAAGAGUGGCAGGAUGGACUGCGAGCACUCCUACCAAAUAUCAACAUCAACUUCGGAGGCCUCCCAAACGCAACCUCCUCCUCUUCCUCCACAUCCAGUGUCAAUCACAUUGGGGUGCCGGUAGGCACCAAUAGAGUUUCACACAGCCUCAGCUGGGAAAGUACGGCCAGUUGGAUGGACCCCGCCAUUAUCACAGGUAUUCCCGCAUCCACAGGAAACAGUUUGGACUGUCUUCAGGAUGACAAUCCGCCACACUGGCUCAAGUCGUUGCAGGCCCUCACAGAGAUGGACGGCCCUCCCAGUUCCAGCGCACUGUCCCAGCCCCCUCACACCGGCCUCCUGGACGCGGCGGCCCACCUCUCCCUACACAGAGCCGCCUGGGCCCCUUACCUUCCCCCUCCUACACUCACUCCCAGUCAGUACCACUCCCCACCUCCAGGCUUUCAGACAGCUUUCAGACCCCCAGCGCAGACCGCCACAGACAUCCUACAGAGUGUCGGUAUUGACCGCCACUAAAGACAACCCAACCUAAACUUAACUGCAUCAAAACAUAAAACUGCAAAUAUACCCCUUCCAUUAAUAAUGUAACAAGCUCUUGUCUUACUACCCUUUACCUCUCCAUUGCUUACCUGUCAGGAUUUGUUUGUCUCCGGUCAGUUUUUUUGAAGGCACACAUAAAUCACUGUAUGACUAGCACCACCAGUGCAGGGUAAUGAUGAUGUUGAAGGUGCCUGGGAGACACUGAGAGUCCUAACAUACAUAUACACACUUUCACACAUGAUUCUGGGGGGAAGUGUCUGACACGGUUUAAGGGAUAAUUAACCCAAAAAUAAUUCUGUAAUCAUUAACUCACCCUCAUGUAAUUUCAAACCCGUGGAACACAAUGGAUGUAAGGCAGAAUUUAGGUCACCGUACACUUUCAUUGUAUGCAAUAGAAGUGAAUGGUGAUUCCAGCAUUCGGUCCUUAAUAUUCUGCCUUUUACAGGUUUGUAACAACAUGAGGGUGAGUAAAUGAUGAUAGAAUUUUCAUUUUGGGGUGAACUAUCCCUUUAACUGUGCAAAGAAAUGUGAGAUACCAUGAAAACUGAUAUAAUGGCUAAAAAUAAUGUGCUUAAACAACACAUCUGGUUGCUGUCACUCCAUCCAAGGUACCGAUUGUAAUUAAUAGAGUGAAUCAUUACACUUCUCUUGAGUUGGGGCGGGGGUUACAGACACUCUCUAUACAUUGGUCUUGGUUUCUAACAUAUUUGAUGUUUUAUGGAACAGAGCCACAGGUGAGAUAUUUGAGUGCAUUUAUAGGGUGAUGAACCUGGUCCUCCUUGGAAGGGACAGAAUGCUACAAUACCUUUUGUAUCUUAGGAGCUUUUUAAAAAUCAAGCAUCGUUGGGGAAAUAACUUGAAAGAAAGGUGAACAAGACCUUUGAUAUGGUCUUUAGUGGCUUGCCUGUAAAAUAAGCCAUUCACUCAAUGUGUGAAUCAAGAAUUGAGUCGGGAACCAUUGGAAGGAUGAUGAUAGUAACACAAAAGGAGAAAUGUUAAGCAUAUUUGAAAGCGUAAUGGCAGGCACACAUUAAUAUCUGGCCAUUCCAGGGCCUUCAAAUGAUUUAUGUUCCCUUUUCUCAUCCGUGUGGCCAUACUAAACAGUAUUUAUCUAAUGCAAUCACUCAUUCUUUCAGGAAAACAAAAAUCAAUGUAGUCCAACAUUUCAGUUUAACAUGCUGCUGAGAUCAUUUAAUACAAUAUAAAGAGCUUAAAGAGAAGAACUGACCCCUUUUCUGCUGGUCUGGAACAAUGAAAUCUUAAAUAAAAUUGAGUAUCAGUGGCUC